UUCCCAUUGGGAGCAGCCCGUCUAUUAACCCCUUAUAUCCCCAUCCUGAUAUUGUACAACCAAUACAGUCCAGAUAAUUCUCUGCUAUCCAUUAAUACAGAGAAAACCACAUGACCCACCAAUGAGGAUGGUGAGGAGAGAUUCACAUGACUGAGAGAUACUAAACCUCAUCCCUAUUAAUAAAACUACCUGCUGACCGGAGAGAGAUUUCCUCUUCUGAAGUCAGGUGAUCAUAUGACCAUCACAGUGCCUCCAUGUGACUCCCUAAACCCUGAGAGACACAACAUGCAGAAGAUUCUAGAAGUCACCAAGAAGAUGAUGGAGCUGCUGACAGGAGAGGUUCCUAUAAGGUGUCAGGGUGUCACUGUCUAUUUCUCCAUGGAGGAGUGGGAGUAUUUAGAAGGACACAAGGAUCUCUACAAGGACGUCAUGAUGGACAAUCAGCCGCCCCUCACAUCACCGGAUGGAUCCAGUCAUGGGAACCCACCAGAGAGAUGUCCCCGUCCUCUGUAUUCCCGGGAUUCCACACAGGAAGGUCACACCAUCCCUCACCAUCAUCAGGUAGAUGAGGAACAAUCACUGAUAGUAUCAUUAGGAUCUGUACAUUAUCUGCAUUGUUACCAACUCAUAGAGAUGAUGAUAUUUUCUCUCACCUUGAUUUAGAGUGGAGAUCAAUCGAUAUGAAUUUGAGGUGAAAGCAGAAGAAGAAGAGGCGUAUGUGAGGGAUGAUCAGCAGUCUAUGGAGGAGGAUGGAAUAACGGGGACAUUUAUAGAGGAGGACACUCCUACAGAGAUCAGCACA
This is a messenger RNA of Staurois parvus, 802 nucleotides long. Lineage: Eukaryota; Metazoa; Chordata; Amphibia; Anura; Ranidae. The record is from the annotation of a GenBank genome assembly.